AUGACAUUUUGGAUGGUAUUUGCGUAUAGUUAUUUAAUUAACUAUCGUUACACAUGGUAUUAUCGAUAUAAUACAAAUGAAGCAGAUUUACACAUAGAAAUGAAUCAACAAUUUCGAUAUGCAGAAAUCUAUUGGAAUCAACUAAUAAGAAGACAAGAAUUGAAUUCGAAUUAUAAUUUUACGUCAGAUAUUUGUCCAAUUUUAAUAACAUCACCUCGUAAUCAACAUCCAACAUUACAUUAUACUCUUUCUUCACUUGUUUCAUCAAUGACACACGAAGAUAAAUUAAAAACAAAGAUUUUUAUCUAUAAUUCAGCAAUGCCACCGUCCCUUCAUAAAUAUGCUGAACAGUUAUCUCAGGCAAAACUAACUUUUUUUGAAAUUAUCAAUUCUUCUUCAAUUCAUUUCGACUUUGUUCAUCGAAAUGUGAAAUUCAAUUCUCAAUCUGAUCAAUGGGCAUUCAAUGAAGCUCUCGAUUAUCUAAUUGCUUUAUCAAUAUGUGAAAAACAAAAUUCGAUCAAUCAUCAAAAUUUGCAAUUUAUUUAUCCUUUCAAACAUGAAAUAUAUAUUAUGCAAUCAUCGACAGCUGGAGCUCUUGCGCAAAUCUAUUCAUCAAAUGUCGUUAAACCAUUGAAGUUAUUUCUAUUGAAACAGAUCAAUUCAAAUCAAACAAUACCAAUUGAUAUUCAACUAAAUCAAUUUUUUGAAGAAUAUCGUUCAUCUUUUCCACAAUGUCAUGCUACACCAGAUCUAGUGGAUCAUAUCGGAGUUUAUUCAUCAAAUACAAACAAAAAUCAAGGAAAUUUUCUAGUCAUAAAAAAGAGUGGCACGUUCGAAAAUGAUCAAGCAUCAUUUCCCUUGACAUUCGAAUAA
Molecule: messenger RNA, 873 nt
Organism: Adineta steineri
Lineage: Eukaryota; Metazoa; Rotifera; Eurotatoria; Adinetida; Adinetidae
Source: the annotation of a GenBank genome assembly